CAUACCAUUGCAAAGAACUGUUACCUUAAAAAGUGGGGCAUACUGAAUCGUCAAAAACUAGUAAAAAAGUGAAAUGACUCAAAAUUGUAUGCGCUUCGUCUUUUCCUCAAUAUAGUGUGACAGGCAGAUUUUGCUGAGUAAGUAAUGAGUUCACAGAAACAGCCAAAAGAGGGCCGGGUGUUGGAGGUUCGCUUUGUAGGAGAUGAAGAGGUUUUGCAACACAUUGUGGAUAAACAAGAAGGCGUUAAGGUGGGAAAGAAUGCCGUUCAGACUUUGGUAUCCCUCAAGACUCCUCGGAAGAGUGAGCCCGAGGACUCUGAGGAUGAAGACCAUGAGGUUUGCAAUGAACAGGACUAUGUGGAGGCGCUGGGGACAGCAGCUCAGGAUGCCAGCUGUGGAUCAGGGGGAGGGGAUGUGUUCACAUUCCAAGCUGUGAAGAGAUCGAACAGGAUGGCUCAGCUGGCCUCAGAAUUGGCCAGAACCCCAGGGAAGAGUGUUAAAUUCAGCACAGCCGAUUCACCCUCUCAAGAAGUCACCAGUCCAACCAGAGCAAGCAACAGACAACCAACCCAAUACAAGACCCCCUCAAAGGGGAAAAAGAAUCAGUUUGUGUCAACCACACCACACAGGUUGAGAAAAAGAUUAUCCGCUCCUAAUCUGAGGUCGGACAGUGACAGCGACUUCUCUCCUUCCAACUCUGAGGAGGAGCUGGAGGCUGAGGAGGAGGUCCUCAAGCCAGCUCCAGAGCCCAAGCCUGCGAGCAAGGCACCAGCUGCAGGGCUCUACAAGACACCAGCCAAGAAAACCAAGAAGGCUCCGGAACCCAGCCUGGUAGAAGAGUAUUUUGAAGCGCACAGCAGUUCAAAGGUGUUGACCUCAGACAGGACUCUCCAGAAACUGCAAACCCCACAACUGGACCAGGAGACGUUAUGCAGGCUGCUUGAUGGCACUUCUACGGCGUUUUCUGCAGAACUGAAACAGUUAAACAAAGAACAUGAGAGGCUGUUUCACAAGUGGAUGCUGCAGUUACAAGUGGGCUUCAAUAUAGUGCUGUUUGGGCUGGGCUCCAAGAGGACCUUGCUGGAGAAGUUCCGCACCAGCAUGCUCUUGGGUUCCAUUCAUGUGGUCAUCAAUGGCUUCUUCCCCAGCAUCACCAUCAGAUCGAUUUUGAAUUCAAUCACAGAAGAUGUUUUAGAACAUGAAGGACAUUUCCGUAACCCACUGGAUCAGCUGGACUUCAUUGUUGAAACACUGAAGGAAGAUCCGGAUCUUCAGCUCUUCCUGCUGAUCCACAAUAUCGACGGGCAGAUGCUGCGAGGAGAUAAAACCCAACAGAUACUGGGACAGCUGGCUGCGAUCCCAAACCUUCACCUCAUAGCCUCCAUUGACCACAUCAACGCACCUCUCUCAUGGGACCAGUUCAAGAUGAGCCAGUUUAACUGGUUGUGGUACGAGACCACCACGUACCAGCCGUACAUCGAGGAGACUUCGUACGAGAACUCGCUGCUCGUCAAGCAGUCUGGAGCCCUGGCGCUUAGCUCGCUGACACACGUCAUGCGCAGUCUGACGCCUAACGCAAGGGGAAUAUUCAGACUGCUGGCAGAAUUUCAGCUUGAAAACAAGGAUAAUCCCUCUUAUACAGGUUUAUCUUUCCAAGACUUUUACCAGCGCUGUCGUGAGGCUUUCCUGGUGAACAGUGACAUCACCCUGAGGACCCAGCUGACAGAGUUCAGGGACCACAAGCUCAUCAGGACCAAGAAGGGUGCAGAUGGUGUUGAGUAUCUGAUCAUACCCAUUGAGACUGGAACUCUGACAGAUUUCCUGGAAAAGGAAGAUCAAGAAUAAAGGCACGCUGGUGGCCAGUGCUACCUAUACAAUAUCUUGCUAAUACCAGUGUGCUCAACCCUGUCCGUUUUAAACUUAGUGCGGCUAUCCAAAGCUAGUAAAUCGUAUCAACCCUUGACAGGUGUAUUUAGCACUUAUUAUGAACUGUGCAAAUUAUUCAACUGCAGCAAAUUAGCAGGGUGCUUAUCUAUGGACGUAUCCAGUGAGGUGUGUUUUGCAGAGAUCCUGUUGAAAGAAUUCUGCGAACUGGCCCCAGUGAGUUUCUCUGCACUGUGUUGUGCACUGUGUUGUACAACGUGCUGUAUUGCAGCAUUAAGUUGGUGGUUGUUUUACCACUCAGUAGUACCACGAUGCCUUAGCAAACCACAAUUUAAUAAUUCAGACUUGAUUUCAAGUUGAAUGAAUUUAAAAGGUAGUUCACUGUAGCAAGCUUAUUAGUAGCUUUUGCAGAAGUACUAUCCAUCUUUGUGUUGCAAUCAUUGUACAGUGUAUUUUGAUAGCAGUUAAAGGUCUAGUACUGUAGUAAUUGUUUUCAAUACUAGAACAAUAUUCAUCCCCCAUGUGGCAAAAAAUAUGAUGUAUACAAAAUGUAUUUGUAUGUAAAUUUUGUAUUUGUAAAAACACAAAAUAAAUAAAAGCAUUGAAUAUGUAUUUAUUCAUUUUCCCA
Acipenser ruthenus (sterlet) is the source of this 2512-nucleotide messenger RNA. Its product is annotated as origin recognition complex subunit 2-like. Gene Ontology annotation, biological process: DNA replication. NCBI's taxonomy places the organism in Eukaryota, Metazoa, Chordata, Actinopteri, Acipenseriformes, Acipenseridae. The record is from RefSeq and is a predicted model, not a curated record. Gene Ontology annotation, molecular function: DNA replication origin binding. The transcript has 17 exons. The coding region runs from base 145 to 1845 and encodes 566 amino acids. Gene Ontology annotation, cellular component: nucleus; nuclear origin of replication recognition complex.